UGGAAAUGGCAGGCUGUCCCUGCCCUAUGUCCUGUAACCUGGGCCCAAUGCCCAGCCCGCCUGCGAUGGGGUCGUCGCCCCGGACAGUUCGGAGAAGGGACGGCCAUGGCACCCGCGGCGUCCAGGCUGCGGACCGAAGCCCGGCUCGGGUCUCUCCCACGGCGCGCGCUCGCCCACUACUUGCUGCUCCUCAAACUCUAUCCCGUGCUCACCAAGGCGGCCAGCAGUGGCGUUUUGUCAGCGCUUGGAAACUUCCUGGCCCAGAUGAUUAAGAAGCGGAAAAAAGACUCUGAAAGUCUAGAUGUCAGCGGGCCUCUCAGAUACGCAGUUUAUGGGUUCUUUGUCACAGGCCCAUUGAGUCACUACUUCUAUCUCGUUAUGGAGCACUGGAUCCCUUCUGAGGUGCCCUUAGCUGGAGUAAAGAGGCUCCUGCUGGACCGCCUGCUCUUCGCACCAUCUUUCCUGCUGCUGUUCUUCUUCAUCAUGAACUUGUUGGAGGGGAAAGAUAUUAACACUUUCACCGCCAAGAUGAGGAGUGGCUUCUGGCCUGCACUACAGAUGAACUGGCAGAUGUGGACUCCCUUGCAGUUCAUUAACAUCAAUUAUGUGCCCCUGCAGUUCCGGGUGCUUUUUGCCAACCUGGUGGCUCUGUUCUGGUAUGCCUACCUGGCCUCUCUGGGGAAGUGACAUCAGGUGCCCUGUGGAUGGUAUGUGUGUGGGGGAUCUACCUGCCAGCAGGAGAAAGCAGAAUUCACCUAAUCAGGACAUCACCUGAUUCUAAAUCAUGUAAUCCAAGAUGCUUCAAAAUUACCAAAGAAGAAAUAGAAAUUUGUUACUGUCUUUAGCCUGUUGAGAGGCAGCCAGGACCUGGAUAACCUCAGCUGUCACUGUGAACCAGGUGAAAGUCACAAUAAACUAAUGAAGCUA
Molecule: messenger RNA, 927 nt
Organism: Jaculus jaculus (lesser Egyptian jerboa)
Lineage: Eukaryota; Metazoa; Chordata; Mammalia; Rodentia; Dipodidae
Gene: Pxmp2
Product: peroxisomal membrane protein 2
Exons: 5
Coding region: 106-687 (193 amino acids)
Cellular component (GO): membrane; cytoplasm
Source: RefSeq, a predicted model, not a curated record